AGCGCAAAUGAAUAUUGUACGUUCAUGAGUUGUCAAAUUUUUCAGUGCGUUAGACUGAUGACAAUUUUUAAUUGAUUUUAAUUUAUUUAAUAAUUGAUGAAAAAUUCAACAACAGACAAAUGGCCUAUAAUUAUGAACAGAUGAGUUGGUCAGAGGUCAGAGACCUGUUUCGAAAAUGGCGUGAGGAUAACGAAAGGAAAAGUGACGAUAUUGUUCUGCUGUGGAAGACGGUGUUGGAGGAAAAGGCGAGUAAGCUGGGCAAUGAGAGGCAUUUGGUGUUGGAACAAGUUAUCAUUGCCGCAUUCGACUGUGCCCGCUUGGAUAUUUCCGAAAAAUGUAUCCGAGAAUUGUCACAAGAAUUUCCCGGCAGUUUAAGGGUUCAGAAAUACAAGGCCAUGAGAUUGGAAGCAUUGGGACGUUAUGACGAGGCAAAUGAUGUUUUGGAUGAUAUAAUCAGCAAAGACGAAACGAAUGCGGCUCCACGUAAACGGAAGAUUGCUAUUCUAAAGGCCAGAGGAAAGACAGGCGAAGCAAUUAAGGAGUUGUGUGAAUAUCUCAAAAAAUUUAUGUCAGACCAGGAAGCUUGGCACGAGCUGUGUAGUUUGUAUUUAUCAGAAAAUGAAUAUUCUAAGGCUGCAUUUUGUAUGGAAGAAGUUUUGUUACAUAAUCCACAUAGUCAUUUAAUUCAUCAACGUUUAGCCGAGAUUCGUUACACUAUGGGUGGCUUAGAAAAUAUUGAAAUAGCAAAGUCGUAUUAUUCCCAAGCAUUGAAGCUGAAUGCCCACAAUCUGCGAGCACUGUAUGGAUUGUAUUUGUGCUGCAAUCACAUAAUCAACUCGAAAGCAUCGGUGAAUAAGCGAAAAGAUGCCCAGAAAUUGGCCAGUUAUGCACUAGCUGAAAUACAGGCAAAGUCAAGCGUUGGCGAUAAAAAGACCCAAAACGAUAAAUAUAUCGGUGCCCUAGAAAAUGCAUUUGGAAAUUUAGAGUUAAAAUCAAAUUGACCAAGUCAAAAUUCGUGUUUUUUAGUUCAAUACGAAAAAUUUUGCAACUCAAAUUGAUUUUGUUAUUUACGUAUCUGGUUUGGACGGAUGAUUUAAGGUAAAAUUUGCUUGUUUAGUGGAGAAAGAGAUCCGUACGAAAUUGCCUCAAAUCAACCGUUCAAGACAGAUACGUAUACACAGCUUUACAUGCAAGGGAACUCUAAAGAAUCUUUCAUUUUUGUUCUUGUAGCAUGUGGCGUUUCUUUUGUGCUUGACAGGAUUUUUCAUGCAAAAAAUAAAAAAAGGAGAAAAGUCCUACUUAAUAAAGGGUGUAAGGGUCGGUCUUUUGUUCCAUGAUUUUCAUUUAUAUUGUUUAAGGUUUCUAAUAUUCCCAAAAUUCAAUUUUCCACUAUCAUAAUCCAAUGUUGGUGAUCGAUUUGAUGAUAAAAAAAACUGUUGCAAAAUACAUUUCAUUUCGCCUCUGAUUUCAACCAAUCGUCAAUACAACAAAACGUUAACGUUUAAUUUAUUAUAUUACAAGAAAUAAAGCAAAAUAUUUAAUCAAAAAUUA
Bradysia coprophila is the source of this 1551-nucleotide messenger RNA. Its product is annotated as ER membrane protein complex subunit 2-like. Gene Ontology annotation, molecular function: protein binding. The record is from RefSeq and is a predicted model, not a curated record. Lineage: Eukaryota; Metazoa; Arthropoda; Insecta; Diptera; Sciaridae.